CUGGCCGCACAGUGUUUGCCCCAAUUAUAAGUUUUCAUUUGUCGGAUACGGAAUGACUGGACUGAAGCUACAAACAUUUUGCUGGAGCUUUCUGCUUCUGGUUUCAAUCGCCGGAGUACAGGCCGCUGCGACUUGGUCCCUGCCCACACCUGAGAAUGUUUACGAGGAUCUGGAAACUUGCCGCCAAGAUGCCCAGGAAGACGAUCCAUCCAUCUUACGAUGUCUGGUUGAAAAACUAGGACUCUGGACGGACGCGGCGGGCUACGACCCCAAACGGAUAGCCAAGAUAUUUGCUAGCCACAACCAAGAGGAGGAAGUAAUGCUGGUGGUCCACUACUGCAAUUCCAAGGAGAGGAGGAUAAGAGAUCCCAGUAAUUGGGCGUUUGAGGCCUACAAAUGCGCCACGGCCGGACAGUUUGGUCGUUGGGUUAAGGACUACAUGAAGGAGAAAAGAAAAAACUAA
Molecule: messenger RNA, 463 nt
Organism: Drosophila bipectinata
Lineage: Eukaryota; Metazoa; Arthropoda; Insecta; Diptera; Drosophilidae
Gene: Obp99d
Product: Odorant-binding protein 99d
Molecular function (GO): odorant binding
Source: RefSeq, a predicted model, not a curated record